This is a messenger RNA of Camellia sinensis, 2108 nucleotides long. RefSeq names its product CBL-interacting protein kinase 23 (gene CIPK23). The record is from RefSeq and is a predicted model, not a curated record. Gene Ontology annotation, molecular function: protein serine/threonine kinase activity; ATP binding. NCBI's taxonomy places the organism in Eukaryota, Viridiplantae, Streptophyta, Magnoliopsida, Ericales, Theaceae. Gene Ontology annotation, biological process: signal transduction; protein phosphorylation.
UAUGUGAAAAAAAAAAAAAAAAAAAUCGAAUUUUAUUCUUCCCAACCUAAUCAAUGGAGAAGUUGUUAGCACCAUCAUCAUCAUCAUCAUCAUCAUCAUCAUCGAUUGUGAGUGAUGUUUGGAGCUUCUCUCUCACCCUCAAUCUCAGCAUCUCAUCAUCGGUUUGUCCGUAUUAAUUAAUUAGUAUUGAUUUUGUUUUCAAGGGAGGUUUGUAUUGUAUAUGUGUGUUGUGGUCCCACUAUAAAAAAAAAAGAAAAAGAAAAAGAAGAUGAAUGUGGCUAAGUCUCAGGUCUGGCAACCUUGUAAGAAGAAGAGAUCUUGAUUUCGACUCAUACACAUACACAUACACAUACACACACAAUGGAUGGUAUUUGUAUAGUAUGAGAUUUGUGAGAUCUGGAUUGAGAUUCUGAAUUGAGAUUAGAGAGAAAAAGAGGCAUACACACCCAGGUAAUUUUGGAGAGUGAGUGAAAUGGCUUCGGGAUCGAGUGGGAGUGGGAGUAGCAGGACGAGAGUGGGGAGGUACGAAUUGGGUCGUACGCUCGGGGAAGGAACGUUCGCGAAGGUGAAAUUUGCAAGGAAUAUAGAAACUGGAGAGAACGUGGCUAUAAAGAUUCUCGACAAAGAGAAGAUUCUCAAGCAUAAGAUGAUCGCUCAGAUUAAACGUGAAAUUUCAACCAUGAAACUAAUCAGACACCCAAAUGUGAUUCGUAUGUAUGAGGUUAUGGCUAGCAAGACCAAAAUAUACAUUGUUUUGGAAUUAGUGACUGGGGGUGAACUCUUUGAUAAAAUAGCUAGUAAAGGGAGAUUGAAAGAAGAUGAAGCAAGGAAGUAUUUUCAGCAGCUCAUAAAUGCUGUGGAUUACUGCCACAGCAGAGGCGUUUUUCAUAGAGACCUGAAGCCGGAGAAUCUGCUGCUAGAUGCAAAUGAAGUUCUUAAAGUUUCAGAUUUUGGAUUAAGUGCUCUACCUCAGCAAGUUAGAGAAGAUGGGCUACUACACACAACCUGUGGAACGCCAAAUUAUGUUGCUCCUGAGGUGAUCAACAAUAAAGGCUAUGAUGGAGCUAAGGCUGAUCUGUGGUCUUGCGGUGUAAUCCUUUUUGUCCUUAUGGCAGGCUAUCUUCCUUUUGAAGAGUCCAACCUUAUGGCAUUAUACAAAAAGAUAUUCAAGGCUGAGUUCACAUGUCCUCCAUGGUUUUCCUCAAGUGCAAAGAAACUAGUAAAAAGAAUCCUGGAUCCUAAUCCCAUGACACGCAUUACCAUUGCCGAGGUCAUUGAGAAUGAGUGGUUUAAGAAGGGAUAUAAGCCUUCUGUUUUCGAAAACGAGGAUGUUAGUCUCGACGAUGUGGAUGCUAUUUUCAAUGAAUCAGGGGACACUCAAAACCUUGUCGUGGAAAGGCGGGAAGAACGACCUGCGAAUCCUGUCUCCAUGAACGCUUUUGAGCUUAUAUCUAAAUCUCAGGGUCUCAACCUCAGUUCUCUGUUUGAAAAGCAAAUGGGGCUUGUUAAGCGGGAAACAAGAUUUACAUCGAAAUGUCCUGCCAAUGAGAUUAUCUCCAAAAUUGAGGAAGCUGCUGCGCCUUUGGGUUUUGACGUGAAGAAAAACAAUUACAAGCUGAAGCUCCAAGGGGAGAAAACUGGGCGCAAGGGUCAUUUAUCUGUUGCAACAGAGAUUUAUGAGGUGGCUCCCUCACUUUGCAUGGUUGAGCUUCGCAAGGCUAGAGGGGACACCUUAGAAUUUCAUAAGUUCUACAAGAACCUCGCCACUGGUUUGAAAGAUAUUGUCUGGAAAUCAGGAGAUGAAACAAAAGAGGAAGCAAAUGAUGGUGUUCGCAUUGUGUCCUCUUGAUCAUCAGCUUCCUUUGAAACUAUUUAUAGGUGGCAUUUCACAGAAUUUCAAUCACUGCGCAUUUGAAUUGGUGCUCUUAGGCUUGCUGUAUUGUAUUUUGUUUGUUUGUAUGGUAUUGGGUAUUAGUUUUGUGUUGCUCAAGCAAUAUGCUUUCCUUGUUAAAUGGAAUGGUCAAUUAUGAAAUACGUUGGCAUUACUUGGAUUUUGAGUGGACAAUAUCUUAGCACCAUUUCUUUACAGAUAUCGAUCUAGUUGAAUU